Emericellopsis atlantica is the source of this 1405-nucleotide messenger RNA. RefSeq lists its product as uncharacterized. The transcript is spliced from 3 exons. Bases 1 to 1248 code for a protein of 415 amino acids. NCBI's taxonomy places the organism in Eukaryota, Fungi, Ascomycota, Sordariomycetes, Hypocreales, Bionectriaceae. The record is from RefSeq and is a predicted model, not a curated record.
AUGGCCUUGAUCCAUCGUAACCCAGUGGCCGAACCACAAAUUGACGAUUUGCCGACAAACACAAUUGACCCAAAUCUUGUACCAACGAUAACAUCGACUACCACCUCUCCAGAUAUCGCCGCUCCUGCGGCGGCGCAACCCACCGUACUAGCAACCUCACAGACACUUGAGACCUCAUUGGCAUUAUCACCAUCGUCAGUUGAUUCAGCAAUCACCGGGAUACCUUUGGGUCAUUCGUCAACGAUCUCACCAACUUCAACUCCCACUUCGCGAUCGACACAUGAAACUUCAAGUCCUUCUGCUACAGAAGCUGGAGGCACAGUCUCUCCAGCCGAGGCUGGUGGUAUUGCGGUGGGCGCUGCAGUUGGCGGUGCGAUCCUUGCGGUUUUAGUUUUGCUUGCUUUCCCCCGGCUCAGAAGACAUCGACGCGAUCGAACAGAGGCUUCUCCUUUGUUUGCAGAAGAAGAGAAAAAGAAUAUACCCCGAGUCGACAGCGUACUUGAUCACCUGCCACAGGGGUUCGCAGAUGAGACCUUCCGCCAGAAACUCGGGAAGCUCAGCACAGACAUCAAGAAUUUCGUGGACAGCUUCUUCAACGAGGCGCAUCUCCAGCUGGACGCUUCGACUGAGGCAAGCCUCCAAACCCUCGCUGGUCCACCAGUCACUGCGUCAUCAUGGUCGGCCGCUUUUCUCAACGACAAAACACGACGUUGUGUCAUUCGCUUACUCAUAGCUCAACUUCUCUUCAAGAGUAUCCAUCCCCAAAAUGAUACCGAUGUCAACCUACUACCUCACCAGCUGUUGGCUGCUUACCAAAUCUUCCAGAAAGGACCACAAAAUAGCAAGAGAGAACGUGGAUUUGGAUCAGACAUACCUAGCCGCAAAACGCUGUUGGUGCUAUGGCGCCAGAUUUCUAGCCAUCUCUUCCCCGCAGAGCUGAGAAUAGAGCAAAAUCAUGCAGAAGUUGGCAAGAUCGCAUAUGCGCUAGCUCCGCUCCACCCAGACACGCAUGGUAGCUUCCAUCGUAUUCUCGAGAGCCUAGUUCAAGACGCGGGUCAGCUGGGGCUCGAGCUUUUCGCGGAUGCACAUGAGUGGGAACCGAUAUGGACUCAAUCACACAACAACGUCAAUGGGGCCAUGGUGGUGUUUCCCGGCGUGCAACUUUCUCGCAGGAGCACCGGUGGAGAGCAACACCACGACGAUAUGGAAAUCAAGGUCACCCUAACUUCAUGUAUUGUAGAGUACUGAGCAGAGAAACGGAUACUACCGCAUGGAGAUGGACACUCGGGACUCCAACUUGAGUAAUGUGCGCUUCGAUAGAUUUCACCGAGUAGAGCUAGCUCCUCCUUUCAACCAGUAUUGACUGACCCCUUUUAUACUAUUGAAGAACCCCAAACCGCAUCGG